UGUCAUUUUUUUAUGCAUAGUUGUGAAACACUUAAUCUCUAACUUAUUUGGUCUUUGAUUUUGUUGUUAGGGUCUUAUCUCAUAUUUACACGCACUUCACAAGCCUGUUACUCAUAAAUCAAUAUCCGACACAGAUCACACUCGCAAGCCCGCUGGAAAAUAGAGGAAAUGGCCGGCAACGGGCGUCAGAACAAUUCUCCGGUAUCUCCCAAUGACGGCAAUCCGGCAUCUACUCCGGAUUCACCCACGUCGUUGGGAUUUAACACCGACCAGCUGCCAUUCAACACCAGCCAAGCUUCGGAUGCUUACUCCGACGAAGACGAGGCUGCCGUCGAUCCGGAAAUAAUCAGAGACGACCCAGAUGUCGAUGUAGAAGAGGAAGAUGGGGAGGACCUCUUCAACGAGAACUUCCUCGAUGAUUAUCGGAGGAUGGAUGAGCAGGACCAAUAUGAAUCGCUUGGUCUGGAUGAUUCAGUUCAGGAUGAGAGGGGGUUUGAUCAGAUUAUGGCAGAUCGUCGCGCAGCUGAGAAUGAGCUUGAUACCCGAGAUGCUCAAGUCACACACCGCAAGUUGCCUCAGCUUCUCCAAGAUCAAGAUACGGAUGAUGACAAUUAUCGACCAACAAAAAGGUCCCGAGCUGAUUUUAGGCCCCCAACCACGCCAAAUAGUGUUGAUGAUAGUGAUGCAAUGCAGAGCUCACCGGGGGGUGAUGGGUCUAGAUGGAGAGGGGGAGGGAGCAACUCAGGAGAUGUGCCUAUGACUGACCAGACUGAUGAUGAACAAUAUGAGGAUGAGGACAACGAAGAAGGGCUUGACAUGUACCGGAUUCAGGGAACUCUGCGAGAGUGGGUCACUCGGGAUGAAGUUCGGAGGUUUGUUGCUAAACGGUUCAAAGAGUUCUUGCGUACAUAUGUAAAUUCGAAGACUAAUCAGGAAGAUUAUUUGAGACAAAUAAAUGAGAUGGUUGCAGUUAACAAAUGCAGCCUUGAGAUCGAUUAUAAACAAUUUAUAUAUUGUCACCCAAAUAUUGCAAUCUGGCUGGCAGAUGCACCCCAGUCUAUCCUUGAAGUAAUGGAGGAAGUUGCAAACAAGGUUGUCUUUGAUUUGCAUCCGAAUUAUAAGAAAAUUCACCAAAGGAUCUAUGUUCGCAUAACCAACUUACCAGUUUAUGAUCAGAUUCGUAAUAUCCGGCAGAUCCAUUUGAAUACCAUGAUUCGUAUUGGGGGAGUUGUCACCCGGCGGUCUGGUGUUUUCCCUCAGCUGCAGCAAGUAAAGUUUGAUUGCAACAAGUGUUGCUCAAUUUUAGGCCCCUUUUUCCAGAACUCAUAUUCGGAAGUUAAAGUCGGUUCUUGUCCUGAGUGCCAGUCUAAAGGUCCAUUCACUGUCAAUAUUGAGCAGACAAUUUACAGGAACUAUCAGAAAUUGACACUUCAAGAGAGCCCUGGAAUUGUUCCUGCUGGUCGCCUUCCAAGAUAUAAGGAAGUGAUACUGCUGAAUGAUCUUAUUGAUUGCGCUCGUCCUGGAGAAGAGAUUGAAGUCACGGGCAUAUAUACAAAUAAUUUUGAUUUGUCUUUGAACACCAAGAACGGAUUUCCCGUGUUUGCCACUGUAGUUGAAGCAAAUUAUGUCACAAAGAAGCACGAUCUCUUUUCAGCUUACAAAUUAACUCAAGAGGACAAAGAAGAAAUUCUGAUGUUGGCAAAAGACCCAAGAAUUGGAGAGCGAAUCUUUAAAUCAAUUGCCCCAUCAAUUUACGGCCAUGAGGACAUAAAGACUGCCAUAGCUCUUGCAAUGUUUGGGGGCCAAGAGAAAAAUGUUAAUGGGAAGCACCGGCUGCGGGGAGACAUAAAUGUACUUCUCUUAGGUGAUCCUGGGACAGCAAAGUCACAAUUUCUCAAAUAUGUUGAGAAAACAGGGCAGCGAGCAGUUUAUACCACUGGAAAAGGGGCAUCUGCAGUUGGGCUUACAGCAGCAGUGCACAAGGACCCAGUCACUCGUGAGUGGACUCUUGAAGGUGGGGCACUAGUUCUAGCUGAUAGAGGGAUAUGUCUGAUAGACGAGUUUGACAAAAUGAAUGAUCAAGACAGGGUAAGUAUUCAUGAAGCUAUGGAGCAGCAGAGCAUAAGUAUAUCAAAAGCAGGGAUUGUCACUUCUCUCCAAGCACGCUGCUCCGUCAUUGCUGCUGCAAAUCCCAUUGGAGGAAGAUAUGAUUCCUCAAAGAAUUUCUCACAGAAUGUAGAACUGACAGAUCCAAUUAUUUCUCGUUUUGAUAUUCUUUGUGUUGUCAAGGAUGUAGUUGAUCCAGUCACUGAUGAAAUGCUUGCAAGGUUUGUUGUUGACAGUCAUUUCAAGUCAACACCUAAAGGUGCCAAUUUAGAUGACAGAUCCAAUGAUGCAUAUUCCCAGGAUGACCUUGAAUCUAAUUUGUUGCCACCUGACCCUGAGAUAAUUCCUCAGGAGUUGCUAAAGAAGUACCUAACCUAUGCCAAGCUAAAUGUUUUCCCAAAGUUGCAUGAUGCUGAUUUAGACAAGCUCACACAAGUGUACGCCGAACUAAGAAGAGAAUCUUCACAUGGACAAGGAGUUCCUAUAGCAGUGAGACAUAUAGAGUCUAUGAUUCGAAUGUCUGAAGCCCAUGCUAGGAUGCACCUUAGACAUCACGUCACUCAAGAAGACGUGGACAUGGCUAUUCGAGUCCUUCUGGAGUCAUUUAUAUCAACACAGAAAUUCGGGGUUCAGAAAGCUUUGCAAAAGAGUUUCAAAAAGUACAUGGCAUUUAAAAGGGAUUUCAAUGCAAUUCUCAUGCAUCUAUUGCGUGGGCUGGUGAAGGAUGCAAUCCACCUGGAAGAAAUCAUGUCUGGUUCUGCUGCAAAUUUGAGUCAUGUUGAUGUGAAAGUGGAAGAACUCCAAAACAAGGCACUUGACUAUAGCAUCUCGGAUCUAAGAGAAUUCUUUAAUAGCAACGAAUUCUCAAUGGCUAACUUUGUGCUGGAUGAGGCGCGGGGCAUAAUAAGGCACCGCCUUUCCAGUUGAUAGUUGUACUGCUGUGGUGUAAGUGGAUAUGUGUUUAUAUAGCUGUGACUUAGUUUUAAUUUGGUUUUGACCUUUUAUGGGUGGAAUGAAUUUAUUAACCAGUU
Cuscuta campestris is the source of this 3137-nucleotide messenger RNA. NCBI's taxonomy places the organism in Eukaryota, Viridiplantae, Streptophyta, Magnoliopsida, Solanales, Convolvulaceae. The record is from the annotation of a GenBank genome assembly.